AUGGAUACCAAAUUAAAGCUCCCAAAUGGAAUAAAGUUGACUUUCGGCCAAAUAGUUUCAUUAGCUGGCGAUUAUUAUGGUGCUAUUAAAAAUCCGAUAAUUAUUCCCUGCCAAAUGUUGAAGCCUUUCAAUGCAAAGCAAGGAAGAAAUAACCGCAAGAGGUUCUUGAAAGCCUUUGGAAAACUUGCUCGUAAAUCUGGAAGACAUAUUCGAGCUGAAGUCAAAAAACUUGUUAAAAUGAUCACCGAUGACCACAAAGUACAAAAAUCUGGCAAGGGAAAGCUUCAUACUGAUAGAGAAUGGGAUGAGGUUACUGGUGGGAGAUGGAUACGAUUUCCAUUUCUAGGAGAUAUCCCGAAAACUUGGGGCAGAAUGUUAAAUCUUGCCGCAAACAAUACCGACCACUUUCAACCCCAAGCGAUGGAAGCUUACCUCGCAGGUCAUCAGUGUGCUAUAGAUAGAGCUCGUCGAGCAGGAAUGGAAAAAGAUAGAAAGAAGAAGAUGAACUUGCUGAUGGAAGCUUACUCCAUGGAAGCGUUUGCAGGCCAUUAUCUUUCUGACUGCUUCUCAAGCGGUCACAUCAGGUAUGAGUUAUAUUUUCUGAAUACAAAUUAAUAUCGCUUCUUAAAAAAAUUGAAAUUGCAAGAGAAGACAAGUUCAGGCAAAAUAAACGAAAAUAAUUAAUUAUAUACUUAAUACAGUAUCUUUUCAAUGUAGAAACACAACAAUUAAGGUUAUAGGACACCCUUUAAAUCUGGUUCAGAAAAUUACGCACUGAUACAAUUUUUAGCUAUUGCAUACUCACUUUUUACCCAAUCGACCUUAAAUGUUUAAGUACUAGAUAAAACAUUAGCAGCCGAUCUGUAUCUGAUAUACAAACUCGAGCUGAAGGCGAGAUGUUUUAUCGUACUUAAAAAAUGACCCAUCUAAUGAGUUCAUUUGCGAAGUAAUUUUAAAAAUAAACAUUGUCUAAGCCGAGAAAAUCAGAGCUGAAAUUUAUGUAAAUCAGGACAAAUCUUUAUCCGAUUUACAAACAUUGAUUAAACAUUCAUUUCUUUUGUAUUUUCCUCGUGAAGUAUUAAUGAAUUUCUAAAUUAAUCUUAAUUUUCUGUUACAAUUGUUCGUACAGUGUGCUAAGCAUUUUAGGUAUGAUAUUUAGGUACAUCUCAUUUUCAAGAGCUGUACUAACAUACAGUAACUACAAUUAUGAUUAAAACAAAUAAGUAUACUGUACUAAUAAAAGCAGUAAACUAGAAAUACAUUUUACAGUUUACCAUCACUGGACGUAGGCCCGCGUUACACGUCAUCUCAAGUGUUGCCAUAGCAUCAUGAUUAUUUUUAUAUAAUUUUUAAAAUUUCUUUAUAUUCUUUAAAUAAAACAUAAGUAAUAAAACAUAAUAAAAUUUAAUUAUUCUGAAAAACAUUUUGAAAUCCAAAAAACAUAUUAGUUAGUUUAUCAGACAGGGUCGCCGAGAGGUUGGCGGGGGCCCGGGGCAAAUUUUUUCCGGAAAUAUUUUUUUUUGGAGAACAACCUCCCCACCCCCCGUCGACAACUUUUUAUGUAAAAAAAAUUUCCGGACGAGUACGUUGCAAUUGCUUCCAACGACUUUAUCUCAAUUUUUCAUGCCAAAUUUCUGUACUUAGCCCAAAAAAAACCAGAUAUCUUGUCCUUUGCGCGGAUAUAUUUAACACACAAAAAAGACUGGUCCAACAAAAAAUUUCCAAGGUCCAGCAAAAGGUCCAACGAAAAAUUUUUCAGGUGCCCCCAGCAUCUCGGGGCCCGGGGCAAUCCACCCCCCUCGGCGGCCCUGUUAUCAAAUACUUACUAAGUGUAAAUAUAUUUAUGGUAGGACCAGGUUGUUGAAUUGUUACGUUGACGAGCUGAACGCUUCUUCAGAGAUUGCUGUAUUUGUUAAAUUGUCUGAUAGUUUCCGCAUAUAAUAUACAUUAAAAGCGCAAUCCGUAUAAAGAACCAAAUACCGUAUUUACUCGAUAAUACCGUAUUUUACGACGAGUAAAUAGCGUAAUCAAGAAGCCAUAUAUAAUGUUUAGUUUGCCAUAGAAGAACCGCGUGUGUGUAGUCCGUUGCAAAAAAAAGUAGCAUUUAGUGUUUGUGACAUUUUAUUCGUCCCCGAGCAAACGACGCGAAGCACCGUUUCGGGCGUAAGCCGGGCGAGGGUGUUAUUCCGCUUGGAGAGGUUACGAAAAAAUACAACUCUACAGGUCUUUUGGCAAGAAUCGAAUCUGCAUUCUGGCGAUUCUGUUGCAUCGCUCUGCCCGUUUCCUACAUAUUGACAUCAGUUUAGUAUAUAUACAUGCAUGAACUUGCAGUUAGAGCUCGACAAUUACACUCAGCCGGUUAUAGCGCUGUACUGGAAUGGUACGGGGACGCAGGUUCGAUUCUUGCUUAGGAGCCUAUAGAGUUGCAUUUUUCGCAACUCCUUCUGAUUAGGAUUAAUAAAUCUUAUAGCGCGGUUGGCUCUGUUUCGCUUGAUUUACCGCGGUGAUUAACUGGCGUAUUUACUGUGAAUUGCCACUUCAGGGAAGAACGCCGGGAUUAUAUUAUAUAAUUCACGGGAUUAUAUAUAUAAUCCCGGGGGAUAUGAUGAAUUUACAAUUGCCUAAGAGGUAACUACAAACUCAAGCCCCUAAUCUCCUUUUCGUCUAUAUAAACACUGUACCGUCUAUCUAUCAUCCAAUGCCUAAGGAUUAGCUGGAUCAACAGCCAAAGUUCUUACACUUAUGCACUCAGCGAAUUUAUACAAAAACUUUUGCUUUUUCACUUGUGGGAUGUUGAAUGAUAAGAUGCGCAUUACCAUUCGGAUUAAAGCAUCUACAGUGCGCAUGUUCAACCAGUUCCUAUGUCCCGCAAGCACGAGAGCUGUUUGGGUAACAAAACCUCGCCAAUUAUGCUAUAAGUCGGUUAAACACCUCGAACGCCUUCGGCCCUCGGGAUUUAUCUGGCUUAAAGCCUCCGUUCUUGGUGUUUAACCUAUACUAAAAACUUACCCUCGAAAUUUCGAACUGCAAAACCCUUUACUCCCUGAGGCAACGGCGCGAAGCGCCAUUUCGGGCGUUAGCCCGGGGCGAGGGUACCAAUUUCGCCCGGCUAUUUAUGCCCGGGAAAACGAAAACAUUAGCGAAGUUCAUCAAUGAUCGCGGGCGUGCGUGACCCACGGUGUUUGGGCGUUGGGUGUGUGGUGAUCCUCACUGAUCUCAAAAAUAUGGUGGACUGUCAUGAAUAGCGAACACUGAUUGGUCAAAUUUAAAAUUUGCAUUAUAACGACUGCACGACGACAGCGAAUGAGCAAACAUUACUUGAUUUGAUGACUUCUGACAUUUCUUGCAAAUAUAUUUCAUUUAUGCAAGAUUUUGUGAAUAUUGAAAGCUUUUUAAGAAAAUAAAGGCGAAAGAAUUGCGAAAAGAAGGGAGUAAAGGCGCCGACGUAAGCGAAGGUAGGUUUGUUUUAAAUAUUGAUGUAUUUAUUGUUCGCUUUAUAAUUGCUUAAUAAAAGCUGAUCGUCGCGUAUAUUUUAAAUGAGAACGAUAUCCUUUUUUAUUAUAUUAAAAUUUUUAACUAAAAAAGAAAGCAAAGUUGUUUGAAUGCGAGAAUUUAAAUCAUUAUAUUGCAAACUCAAAGUUUUUUUAUAAAGGCAGUUUAGUUUUAUAAAGAACAUUUUAUAACGUCUUGCGAAGCGUUUGAGGUUGAAUUUUACCUUAAAUUGAAGCUUAUAGUAAGUAUAAUAACAUACCUAACGUAUAUACAGCUAUUUCAUUUAACGUUGUCCACCAGCAAAGCGGAAAGGUCGAAUACGAGGCGAAAGGAUGCUGGGAAUCGCUAACAAAUUAAUGAAUUUGCAUAUGCAAAUUUAUUAAUUUGUUAGCGAUUCCCAGCAGCCUUUCGCGCUCGUAUUCGACCUUUCCGCUUUGCUCGUGGACAACCUUAAUUGAAAUAGCUGUAUAUGUUUGGGUCGAAUUUAUAAUUUUGCAAUUAAAAGUUAUAUUUUUAGCGGAUUUUUCAUUUGUAAAAAUAUUCUUAACAAAAUUAUCGUGUUACCCUGACAACAACUUUAAAUACUUUAUGUUCAUGGAAUACAAUGGUUUUGUCAGAAAGGCGAGGGUUUCUGCAUGCAUGUAUUUUCUAGUUAUUAGUUAUACGUAUACCGAAUGCGAUUCUCGAAAUCCAGAUUUUUAGAGUUUUUGUAUACUCUAUAAUAUAUCAUGUUUUAAUGCACGUAGCUACGUUUGACGCAUUGCAUUUUCAAUGGCCACCUCCCGUAAAUAUGGUACAAUGUCUGACAAGCAAAGUAAAGAAAAUUUUACCAUCUGAAUCUGAUGCGGUAAGCGAAUUACGUCUGUCUUUUCCUCCAUUCCUUUUAAUGCUCCUUUUCUCUAGCUUUCAUACGCAACAUUAUUAAAGCUUAACACGUCUUUCAACUGCAGAAUUUCCAUCUUCAGAACUUUCUUGAAAUUAUCCGUAUAAUUUUAUAACCUAAACUGGUUUUCAACCAAGUAAAUAGCUCUUAAUAUUCUCAUGAUUUAAUCCAAGUAACGGACUCGUUACUUUAUCCAAAUUGUAUAGUUGGUGACUGUUCCAAAAAUCCUGAUAUUUUGGCGUUUUUCAUAAUUGAGAGAGUCGAUGUUAAAUUAAUAGCAUAUUAUUGUUAUUUGUAAAAACAUUGUAUUAAUUGCCGUGUUCAUGCAAUCAAGUUACUGGGAAAGUCCAGGACUUCAGCCACACAAAUAAUAAAAAAUAUAUCCAAAUAUUAAUGAAUAAACCAAAUAUCCAACUAUAUCAGUUUAAUUAAUAUUCAGAAAUAAAACUGUUUUUGGCCGCGGUAAACGGAUAAUGUUUUAGUUUUGCAAUGUUUCUUGUAUACACACACGCAUUCACAAUGGCUCCCUGUGUGAAUUUAUUGCUUUAUUUGCUGUUUUCUCGAUUGCUGCUUAGAAUAUAAACACAAUGAUGGAAUGACAGACUCAGGAAUUAGGAUUAAAAAAUUAUUUUUAUCUCGCAUUAAUUUGUUCAGCAAAUGGCUGAAAUGAUUGGUAAAAUUGAAUGUAAAACUAUUGCUGGAACGCCUCGAAAUAAAAGUGUUAACAUAACUUUCACUUUGCAAGUUUCCAAAACACAAUGCAGUAUUACAGCGUCAGGACACCAUAGCCUACAGCGCAAUGAAAACAUGACAAAAUAUCGGACAAUUUGAGAUAUCUAUAGAAUGCAAACCAAAAUGGUUUUAAUUAAAAAAGUAUCAUGGCAAGGUUUUUGCCAACAAUCGGGAUAGUUUUUGCUAUUUGUUUGAAGUGAAUGUUUCGGAGUUUUAAAUUAAAUAGUUUUAAACUGUCCGUGAAUAUGUUUGACACAGUUAAACAGUAAAAGAUUCGCACCUUUCAAGUUAAAUACAGCAUUUUGUGUUUCGUUCGUUACCUGGGGACGAUUUUUUCAAUAUGUCGAUCGUCGAAUUUUAUAACAAACGUACCUGCAGGGAGGUGAGUUCGGGAUUGGACGCACCAAGGGUGGCUGGCUGGUCCAAUCCUGGACUCACCGAACCUGCAAGUACAUUUGGUUUUUAUCCCAUACACCGAGCCAUACACACAUUAAUUUUGUGGCUCUUCGCGAUAUAUUCGUCGAUGUUUUGUGAAAAUUUUCUCGGCCAAAAAAAUCACUGGGCAAGAAAAUACUUCUUUAUCUACGUCUACAUUACCUUUACUGCAUUUUUUCUUUGGCUUUUCUUCAGUCUCAGUAUGUUAGUCACCGAAAAAAGCUCUUUAAAGUUUAGGUUUAUCGGCUAAAUCUUGUCCGCCAUAUUUGUUAUUGUUAUUGCAACGUAAGCAGUUUAGCGGGUGAGUUCGGGCGAAAAGCAGGUGAGUUCGGCAAAAAGCAGGUGAGCUCGACGACAAGCUCACCUGCUCUAAACCAAUCAAAAAGUCGCUUUUAACACAGGUAUGGGAUAAGAAACCAAAUUUGCCGAAUCGUCCCUUCUGAAAAGGAUUAUUUACUAGUCUACUGGCAAAUAAUGCGUCAGAUUUACUACUUAACUACAAUCAGAACGCGCAAAAGCUAAUUUGAUAUGCAAAAUUUAUACUAAAUUGUACUAUUAGCUAUACUAUUACUCAGUGGCGCCGCCAGCGCGAUAAUUGGGGGGGGGGGGAAUAUUCAUAUCUUCGUGUUCUGCAUUAUUAACUUCUUUUGAAAACUAUUGUUUUUAUGGUCUGUGAACACAAAUAUAUGAAUACUCCCCCCCCACCCAAUUAUCGUGCUGGCGGCGCCACUCCUAUUACUAUACAUUACUAGAGUAUUAGUUUAGGUAAUAGCGUGGUUUUAAAGGGUAUGAGCAACAAACAUUUUAUUGCUUCAUCUGAAAGAGCAUGAAAAAAUAAGCCGAUUGGCCUUUUGAUGCUCGAUUCUAUCUCAUCUAGAUUUACUAUGGGAAAUCGUGAAAUAUACGGCAAUUUUCCUUUGAAUAUUUAAUGUUUCCGAAUUUUGUUUCUUUAAUUAACUUUUUGCCUAAAAACAUGAACUGUUUUCCUUUUCAACGAAGCUUUAAUUUUCAUAAAUUACCGUUUAAUUUGAGGAAAAAUCUUAAAAUGUAAAGGAGAACAAAUUGAUUUGAAGACUGAACUGAAAUUACCUAACAAUUUGUUUUAUUUGUAACUUAUUAUGUUUUAUAUUUAUUAGUUUAUCGGCAAAUGAUCUAUAGUUGAAUGAAGAUUUCAAAACAUUUUACGAAGCGUUUCAAGUUAAAUUUUACAUUAAAUCGAAGCUUACAAGAUGCAAAAUAAUAUACCUACAGUAUAUAAUAUGGAAAUAUAUUGUUGUAUAGUUAAAAGUACGAAUCUUUGAACUAUUUUGCAGUUUUGUACAAAAAGUAUGAAAAAUUAAAAAUUUAAGAAUAUCGUGUUGUCAUGGCAACACUUGAGCGCGAGCCUGCGUUCAGUGGGCCAUUUCUGAAUACUUCAUGUUAAUUUAAUGUUUGGAAAAUAUUGGCGAGGGGUUACUGCAUGCAUGUAUUUCUAGUUGAUGAACUUUAGACUCCGCUAAUGCUUUCGUUUCCCCUUGUGUAAAUAGCCGGGGGGAAUUAGUACCCUCGCACGGCGCCGUCGGCUCGGGGACAAGCUGACGUGGGACCUCCAAAUUUCUUCUGUUGUUGCCAAAGUAAACAAGACACUUGGCUUCCUACGACACUUCGGCGUUUCCUUAACUGGGCCUGCCCACAGAAGGUCGAUGUACUUAUCACUGGUGCGCUCCCACCUAAGUUAAGCUAGCGAAAUCUGGGCUCCUCAGUCAUGCAGAACGGACUUAAAACUAUUGGAGAGUGUGCAGAGGCGAGCUACGCGUUUCAUCCUCAACUGCAGCAACGAUCAUCAUGUCCGACCCGACUACAAGUCCCGCUUGAUUACUCUCAACCUGCUUCCUAUUUCCUACUGGUUGGAGUGUCGUGACUUAUGGUUUGUUUACAAGUAUAUGAGCGGUUCAUUUAAUGUACAGCUUGAAGAUUACAUACAAGCCUCAAGUGGUCGCACCAGGAGCUCUACUGAUAGUUUAAAUCUGUAUCCAGUAAACCGUCUCCGUACUUCUUUAUUUAGAGACUCCUUCUUCAAUCGUGUUGUAAAGCUUUGGAAUAAUCUACCACUUGAAAAUCGCAAAUCAUCUUCCAUCAGUGCGUUUAAAUCUCGUUUAUAUAAACAUUAUUUUAUAAAGUUACGGAAAGUUUUUGAUACGGACAGAUUAAGUACGUGGAAGACAAUAUGUCCUUCUUGUACGUCUAUUGACAGCCCUUCCUGUUGUUAGUUACUAAGCAGCGAAGGUGUGGUACUAAGGAGAAUGCUACACUGUACCAUCCCGGUCUCUUCCUCAGAUUGACUGUACAAUAUGCAUCCUUAUCUUAGAACCAGAAUUAGGGUUAGUACUAUAGCGCAUGGGUUAAGAUUAUUUUCCGAAAUAAUUUCCAUCAAUUAUUUGUUUCAAGUGGCCGUUGGUAUGUGCAGUCAACCUGAGCGAGAGACUGGGCUGUCUGUUCAGUGGUAUUAGAGAACUUUUAUUGAAGUUUUGUGUUUUCUUAAUAGUGUAAAUUUCUAGUUAUAAUUUAUGUGCGGGGUUUGCCUUGUUGGGACUUCGAGUCCGUUCGCCGAUCCCAUAUCUAACUCGCCUUUGUUGUAAUGUCUUUUGUUUUGUUCUCAUUUAGCAUUGUAAAUUUCGCGAGUUCGAUUAAAGCUUCUUAUCAUUAAACAUACUUACCCAACUAAUGACGUCACACGUUGUGCUGAAUCAGCAACUUAUAUUUUGCACAUUUUUGCGUAUAACUUCGGAACUAGGUGAGAUAGAAUAGAGCAUUAAACGGCCAAUCGGCUUAUUUUUCAUGCUCUUUCAGAUGAAGCAAUAAAUUUUUUUGUUGCUCAUACCCUCUAACUUAUACGUUUAUGGCGAACAUAUAUUCCAGUGGCAAUGUUUUCCUGGCUUUGUUAUGUCACAUUAUACAACGCUAUAUAACAGCUUGAGAAUUCAACUGAACAGUAUAAGUUUUGUUAGUCUCGUUUAAGGUAAAGGAUUUUCCAUUUAAAAACAAAGCUAAAAGCCAUAUUUUCCACGCGAAGUCAACUUUUACUUCACGUAGCGCGCGCCAUGCUUGUUUUGUUUUGCAGCAAUCUGUGACCGUUACGUCUUUAAACUAAACUGUUUUAAACUGAUUGGUUGAUUUUAUCAUCACAAUGUUUUUCUAGCAAUCAGAUCAGUUUGUUACAGAUAUUUGCACUGUUGUUACAGAUUUUUGCACUGUUGUUAUAGAUUUUCGCACUGCUGUUUGUGAUUAACUGCACUGAAAUCGACCAAUCACAGUCGAGUAAUAUUUUUAUGUAUAUUAUUAUAUAUUUAAUUAAUUGGUUAAGUAACUGCCUGUAUGUUCCAUGUUGAAAUAUGUUUACCUACCGCUAAAAUUUAUGUGUUUUCCUCAUAUGUAGAACACCGAGAGCAGAAUUACAAAAAUUUCGGCAAUCGUCACGUUGGCUCCUCAACAAAAUAUAUCCUAAUAUUGGAGCCUACCUUAGCAAAGAGAUGCAUGACGAAGACUGCAAAUAUGGCUUGCGUGUUAAAAAUAAAAGAGGAGAGAGGUGGACAGCAUACGGCGAUAAAUCUCUAAAUCGUAAAAAAAAUUCCCGUAACUACAAAUUAGUCGUAGAGGCAAUGCAGAAAUCCGCAGAUCAAGUGUACAAAGCAUUCAGGAAUCCUACUGCGAAGAUCAGUUCAAAAAUAGUAACGGAUAUCAUACCAUUUGUUGAUCCAGAGGCGAAGAACAACACUCCUUUGUUUGAGAAAAAGAAUGGCAUAUGGUACUACCGUUCAAAACUUGAUUUACAGAGCAAAAAGAUAAAAAAACUCGGAAGGGGAGUUUGGGCCGCAUGGUAUUUGUGGAAUAAUCCGGAUCGUAAAAAUUCUGUCAAUAAAUAG
Messenger RNA from Paramuricea clavata, 9444 nucleotides. The record is from the annotation of a GenBank genome assembly. NCBI's taxonomy places the organism in Eukaryota, Metazoa, Cnidaria, Anthozoa, Malacalcyonacea, Plexauridae.